UCCGGCUGGUAUUCCGCAUGAUGGCGAUGGAGGUUCAGUGCCCGGACCCCAGCGGCGGCAGCUCCAGUCGGCUCGAAGUCUCCAUCGACGGCCUGACGCUGAGCCCCGAUCCGGAGGGUGAGCAGGAGCAUGCGGAGAGCCCGGAUCCCCGGCAGCCCGAGCAGAACCUGUCCGAGGGGAAGGAUGGGGAGGACGGCGACCCUGCCAAAACCAUGGAAAGGAAAUGGGGCUUUUCUAUGGAGGAACUGUAUGGCCUUGCACUGAAAUUCUUUAAAGACAAAGACGGGAAAGCCUUCCAUCCGACGUAUGAGGAGAAGCUCCGCCUCGUGGCGCUCCACAAGCAGGUGUUGCUGGGGCCCUACAACCCAGAGGUCUGCCCGGAAGUGGGAUUCUUCGACGUCCUGGGGAAUGACAGAAGGAAAGAGUGGGCCUCGCUGGGCAGCAUGGGGAAGGAGGACGCCAUGGUGGAGUUUGUGAAGCUGCUGAAUAAAUGCUGUAAUUUAUUUGCACCAUACGUCACGUCACACAGAAUAGAGAAGGAAGAGCAGGAAAGGAGAAGGAGAGAGGAGGAGGAGAGGAGGCGUCUGGAGGAGGAAGAGAAGGAGCGGCAGCGGCAGGAGGAGGAGCAGCGACGCAGGAGAGAGGAGGAAAGGAGGCGCAGGGAGGAGGAGGAGAGGAGGAGGGUGGAGGAGGAGAGGUUUCGAGUGGAGCAGCAGAAGCAGCAGAUCAUGGCAGCUCUGAACGCGCAGACAGCGGUGCAGUUCCAGCAGUACGCGGCUCAGCAGUACCCGGGGAGCCCGGAGCAGCAGCAGGUUCUGAUCCGGCAGCUGCAGGAGCAGCACUACCAGCAGUACAUGCAGCAGCUGUACCAGGUACAGCUGGCCCAGCAGCAGGCGGCCUUGCAGAAGCAGCAGGAGGCGGCCAUCGUGUUGUCCGCAGCGGAGGCGGGGUUGAGCAAGCCACCGUCCCCUGGGGGUGACAGCGCCACGCCGAACGGACAGGCCAACGCCAGCGCAGAGAGUCUGGAGAGAGAGCCGGAGAUGGAGCUGGCCGAGGAGCUGACGGAGAACGGGCUGAGAGCGCUGGACUACUCUCCUCCGCCCAUGGCACCGGUCAUCACCGCCCCCUCCAUGUGGACGCGGCCGCAGAUCAAGGACUUUAAGGAGAAGAUUCGGCAGGACACAGACUCGGUGAUCACGGUGGGGCGGGGCGAGGUGGUGACGGUGCGCGUGCCCACGCACGAGGAGGGCUCCUACCUCUUCUGGGAGUUCGCCACCGACCACUACGACAUUGGCUUCGGCGUCUUCUUUGAGUGGACCGACUCGCCCAACACAGCCGUCAGCGUGCACGUCAGCGAGUCCAGCGACGAGGACGAGGACGAGGAGGCCCAGAGCGAGGAGGAAAAGGCCAAAAAGAACAGCAGCAAGCCCCAAGUGGAUGAGAUCGUGCCGGUGUACCGACGAGAUUGCCACGAGGAGGUGUAUGCUGGGAGCCACCAGUACCCCGGCCAGGGCGUCUACCUGCUCAAAUUCGACAACUCGUACUCCCUCUGGAGGUCCAAAAACGUCUACUACAGAGUCUACUACACUAGAUAAGCCAGGGCAGGGCACUGGGUGUGUGUGUGGGGGGUGAGGGCGGGUCCCGUGAGUAGGUCCUCUAGGGGGCAGGUUUGACCCCCCUCUCUGUCCUGUUCAGGAAGGGGGUGGGCAUUCGGAUGUGCUGUGGAAGGGUAUCUUAUCCUGUUUAUGUCCAGGAGGGCGGGGAGUAUUAAGCUUAAAAUCCCAUGCCUUUUAACUCUCUCAAAUGCCAUGUGAAGUAUGUAGACUCGUAGCAGAACACUGCCUUACUUUUUUUUUUUUCCUUUUUUUUGAAGCCAUCCCAUGAUCAUGAUUUGUAACAUGUCGUGAUACUGCAUAAUCUCCUCAACAAACUUUCCUCGUCCGUCUGUAAACUCAACACAAGCAGCUUCCGGUCCAGGCACUGAGUCUGCGGCCAGUGGCGGGGGUUACAUAUGAAGGUCUGAACAGGACGCAAAGUGAGGGCUUGGGGAAGACUUUGGUAGGGG
Molecule: messenger RNA, 2065 nt
Organism: Megalops cyprinoides (Indo-Pacific tarpon)
Lineage: Eukaryota; Metazoa; Chordata; Actinopteri; Elopiformes; Megalopidae
Exons: 8
Coding region: 18-1595 (525 amino acids)
Cellular component (GO): Golgi membrane
Molecular function (GO): fatty-acyl-CoA binding
Source: RefSeq, a predicted model, not a curated record